AUUUCAUUUUAUCAGAAACUAGAAUAGCACUGAUAUACUUAUAUAUGGUAAAAAAUAUGGAAUUUCAAGCCGUUAUCAUGGCUGGAGGCAGGGGUGAUCAAAUGAGUGAUUUAACGUCCAGCAUUCCAAAACCUCUUCUACCUAUUGGGAAUAAACCUCUGAUCUGGUAUACAGUUAAUACACUGGAAAGAGUUGGUUUCAGAGAAAUCAUAAUUAUUACUAUGAAUUCAAUAGUAAAUUCAGUAAAGCAAGCAAUAUCUUCACUGAAAAAUAUAAAUGCUGAUAUUGUGGGAAUAUCAGAAGAUUUAGACUGGGGAACAACAGACUCUCUUAGACAUAUCAAGGAUAAAGUAAAGUGUGAUCUUCUUGUGAUGAGUUGUGAUAUACUAUGUGACUUUGAGCUUCACCGAUUAGCAGAUGUUCAUCGACUACAUAAUACUGCCAUCACAAUGUUGCUUGCUCCUGCUCGGCCUGAACUUGAGAAUGUUCCAGGUGUCAAAGCAAAAAGAAAAAGUAAAAAGCCAAGAGAAAUCAUCGGUCUCAGCAAAGCAAAAUGUUCAAAAUGCAGAGUUGUAUUUCUCGAAAAUGAGGCAGAUGUAGAGGAAGAAGCUAUGUCACUAAGCAGAUCUCUGUUGAAGCAACAACCAUGCAUUCAUGUUCGAACAGAUCUUACAGAUGUUCAUAUGUACAUAAUUAGGAAAUGGGUUGUUGAUUACAUCACGCAUAACAAGUCAAAGAGAUCAAUUCGGGGUGAACUUUUACCUUAUCUUGUUAAAAAGCAAUGGAGAAAACCUGCGGAAGUUACAAAAGAAAGUGAAAUAUCAAUUGCAGAUCCUACCAACACAACAACAGACGAAAUAGAGUCUGAUCCUAGAGAUAUAUUUUCUUAUCUUCGACAAGACAGUGCAAUUGAAAGAGUUCUUAAUUUAAGUUUGAAAACAAAACCAUUGCUACAUUCCGGUCAUAAAACAGAAGAUCAGUUAUCAGUCCAUGCCUAUGUUUAUGAAGCUGGAUUUUGUAUGAGAGUGAACACUUUAUCUGCAUUUGUUGAAGCAAACAGAUUGAUGGCAAAAAAUAUCUCAAUUAUUGCUCCAAAUGUCGCUGAACUUCCACUAAUUCACGCUAGUGUAAAGGUUGAAGAAAAAACCCAGAUUGGUUCUGAUAGCAUGAUAGCAGAAGAUAGCGUUAUUGGUACCAAAGUAUCGGUAAAACGUUGUACUAUUGGAAAACAUUGUGUCAUUGGAAACCAAGUUCGACUAACAAAUUGUACUAUUUUAGACAAGGUGGUGAUAAGAGAUGGAUGUACUAUCCAAAAUAGUGUAAUUUGUGAAAAUGUGGAAAUUGGUGAAAAAUCUACUGUAAAAGAUUGUUUAGUCGGAUCUCAACAUGUUUUACAACCAGGAUCAAAUAUUACGAACGAAUCAUUGGUGGAGAGUACAACCAUGAUGGAUUUCGAAUGAUUGAUGAAGAUUAGUAUGUUGCCCUGGAAGAAAAAUUUGAAUAACCAUGCUUUGAGAUUGGGCACUGAAUGCUUGUUGGAUAGUUGGUGGAUGCAAUUAUUACUGCUGCUAUUAGGGGAAUAUCGGAAUAAAAUCGAUUCUGCUUUCUGUCUAA
This is a messenger RNA of Styela clava, 1614 nucleotides long. RefSeq names its product translation initiation factor eIF2B subunit gamma-like. Gene Ontology annotation, biological process: cytoplasmic translational initiation; biosynthetic process. NCBI's taxonomy places the organism in Eukaryota, Metazoa, Chordata, Ascidiacea, Stolidobranchia, Styelidae. The record is from RefSeq and is a predicted model, not a curated record. Gene Ontology annotation, cellular component: eukaryotic translation initiation factor 2B complex; guanyl-nucleotide exchange factor complex. Gene Ontology annotation, molecular function: guanyl-nucleotide exchange factor activity; translation initiation factor activity.